Messenger RNA from Suillus clintonianus, 501 nucleotides. RefSeq lists its product as uncharacterized. The record is from RefSeq and is a predicted model, not a curated record. NCBI's taxonomy places the organism in Eukaryota, Fungi, Basidiomycota, Agaricomycetes, Boletales, Suillaceae. The transcript has 2 exons. The annotation marks the transcript as partial.
GUAACGGUCAAACAAGAUGAUAUAGACUAUGUCCGCCGUCUCUAUGUGAACCCUGAUCAUCCGGUCUUCGAUUUGGUUCCCCGACCCCUCAACAACUUCAUUCAAGGCUGUUAUGAAGACCUAGGCCGUCCUCCAAUCACUCGCCAGUCCGUGUGGACGAUCUACUUAGAUUUGUAUGAUUCGAUGCAGCGCUCUGUGCAGGUGCCAGCCAUUGUCAGGUCUCUUACAGCGGGCACUGACCCAGACGAAGAGCCUUUGCCUCUCCUCGAAAACCAAAACGACCUUUUUUUUCAUGAGGAUACUGAUGGUGCUUACUAUAUGGGUGGCAUUCAUGGCGGACAAGGUCUAGAUGCAUCUGAUCAUCACCGGCUGGAUGAACUGGCUGAGUUGGACGAACCAGGCGCACACUUACUGCCUACAGCUCCAAUCAUAGAGGAGGAGGCAUUAGUUAUUGCAGGAUUCUCUGAUGAGGAGGACAAUGAUGAAACAUUUGAUUGGUGA